Molecule: messenger RNA, 702 nt
Organism: Penaeus vannamei (Pacific white shrimp)
Lineage: Eukaryota; Metazoa; Arthropoda; Malacostraca; Decapoda; Penaeidae
Source: RefSeq, a predicted model, not a curated record
AUGAAGAUUCACAUGCGUGGAAGAGCGGAAUCCUCAGCGGGGGAUUCCAGGAGCAAGUGUGCUUUUGAAGAGUUCAGGAUUGGAUUGCGAAAGCAGGAACUUGGCCAUCGUCAGGAAGGGCUGUUUGCUGACGAUUGCUGCUCGAGAAUGUUCGUCGUAACUACAGAUUCAGAAUCACAUCAGAUCGUGAUGGACGUGUUGGACUUCCUUGGCGGCGACGUGACAGUGCGGUUGGUGGAAGGAAAGGAGCUGCUGGUGGAGGGUCAAGCAGAGAGGCAGGACGGAGGCAGAGUGUCCCGAGUGAGCUUCGUGCGUCGCUUCGCCUUGCCUGAGCUCGUCGAGCGAGACGCCGUCAGCUGCGUGUUGUCCUCGGACGGAAUCCUGACGAUCGUCUCCAAGAAGAAGGGAGACGCCCCUGGCCAGCGCGACCGCAGGAGUGCCCAGUAGGAUGGAGUCCUAUCCUGGCAUGGGCAGAGGUGGAGGGCUGAAGGGCGCUGGAGACUUUGAGGAUUCAGGAUCCCAAGAUUCAGAACCGGUUCCUGCAUCAAGCAUAAGCUGUGCAAUAAGUACCAGUCUGCACUGGUUUCCUGAGAGCUGCAAUUUCUAUAGACCGUAAUCUAUUCUAAAAUAUAUUUUUGGUAUUAAAAGAUUAUGUGAAACGUUUAUGUACAUGUGUCCUUUGUAAAUGUAAUGUUGUUUUUU